AUGGAUGAUCCCGAAGAUCUCUCUGAGAUUUUUGCUUAAGUGCAAGGUGUGGAUAAAAGAAUAUACUCUUUGAUAAUUUAGAUGCAAGAAAAAUAGAAUACUAGAGAUUGGAUGGGAUUUCUUUCAGAUUAUGAAAAUCUAAGACAUCUAGAAGAGUAGAUUUCACAAAAAGAGGAUUCAACAUAAGAAGAAAAAGAAUAAAGGAUGGAUGUUAUGAGAAAUAACAUCAAACUAAUUCUUAAUGUCAUUGUAAAAAUUAAAGAUCAUGAUUUUAAUAAAUAAGACUAUUCUGAUUAACGAUAUUUUGCACAGAGACAGGAUCUAAUAAAAAGAAUAAGAGAAUAAAAUGAGAUCAUCGGAUUUGUAAAAUUCUUAGUUAACCUCACAGCCUAUGAUGAAAAUUUAAUACAAUGUGGAUCAAACUCACUAAAUUUAUUAGUUAAUAUGAAAGUGGACAUUAGAAAUUAAAAUUUUGAAAACAUCAGAAUUAAGAAUACUUCUUUAUUCGGAGCUAAUUUUUUUAGGUGCAACUUAAGCGGGUCAUAACUAGAUAAUGUAGACAUAAAUGGAAUGAAUUUAAAUGGAGCUUUAUUACUUAAUUGUAGAUGGACCAACGUUAAAAAAUAGGGUGAAAUAAAUAAAUUAGAUGGCCAUACUGACAGUGUGAAAUCAGUAUGCUUCUCUCCUGAUGGAAAUAUAUUAGCAUCUGGUAGUGAGGAUGACUCUAUCUGUUUAUGGGAUGUUAAGAAAGGACAAUAAAAGAUUAAAUUUGAUGGCCAUAGUAGUUUAGUUCAUUCAGUAUGUUUCUCUCCAGAUGGCACUUUAUUAGCAUCUGGUAGUUAUGAAAUAAUUGGUUUAUGGGACGUUAAGAAAGGAUAAUAAACGAAAAUAUUGAAAGGUCAUGGUGAUAGGGUUUAAUCAGUAUGCUUCUCUCCUGAUGGUACUAAAUUAGCAUCUGGCAGUAAGGAUACGUCUAUCCAAUUAUGGGAUGUUAAGACAGGAUAAUAAAAAAAAAUAUUGAAUGGUCAUAGGAAAACAGUCUAGUCAGUUUGCUUCUCCCCUGAUGGAAUUAUAUUAGCAUCUGGUAGUGAGGAUAACUCUAUCCGUUUAUGGGAUGUUAUGACAGGAUAAUAAAAGGCCAAAUUGGAUGCUCAUAAGAAUUCUGUCAAAUCAGUAUGCUUUUCCCCUGAUGGAAUUACAUUAGCAUCUGGUGGUUGGGAUAAGUUUAUCCGUUUAUGGGAUGUUAAGACAAGGAAGAAAAAAGUCUAGUUGAAUGUAGAUAGUUAGUAUGUCUAGUCAGUUUGUUUUUCUCCAGAUGGUACUACAUUAGCAUCUGGCAGUUAUGAUAAAUAUAUCCGAUUAUGGGAUGUUAAGACAGGAUUUUAAAAGACCAUAUUGGAUGGUCAUACUCAGUCAGUUUUAUCAGUUUGCUUCUCUCCUGAUGGUAGUGCAUUAGCAUCUGGUAGUUGUGAUAGGUCUAUACGUUUAUGGGAUGUUUAGACAGGAUUUUAAAAGACCGAAUUGGAUGGUCAUAAUGCACCAGUCUGGUUAGCAUGUUUCUCUCCUGAUGGUACUAUAUUAGCAUCUGGCAGUAAUGAUAAGUCUAUUCGAUUAUGGGAUGUUAAGACAGGAUAAUAAAAGGCCAAAUUGGAUGGUCAUACUCAUUCAGUUUUAUCAGUAUGCUUUUCUCCUGAUGGUUGUUCAUUAGCAUCUGGUAGUUUGGAUAACUCAAUCCGUUUUUGGGAUGUUAAGACAGGAUAAUAAAAGUUUUAAUUGUAUGGUCAUAGUAGUUAAGUCACCUCAGUAUUCUUUUCCCCUGAUGGAACUAUAUUAGCAUCUGGUAGUUGGGAUAAUUCUAUCCGAUUAUGGGAUGUUAUGACAGGAUAAUAAAAGUUUUAAUUGUAUGGUCAUAGUAGUUAUGUCACCUCAGUAUUCUUUUCCCCUGAUGGAACUAUAUUAGCAUCUGGCAGUUAUGAUAAGUCUAUCAGAUUAUGGAAUGUUAAGACUGGAUAAGAAAAGGCCAAAUUUUAUGGCCAUAGUAAUGUUUAUUCGGUAUGCUUCUCUCCUGAUAGUACUACAUUAGCAUGUGGUAGUGAGGAUAACUCAAUCCGUUUAUGGGAUGUUAAGACAGGAUAAUUAAUGUCCUAAUUGGAUGGUCAUAGAUAUUCAGUUUAUUCAGUAUGCUUCUCUCCUGAUGGUACUACAUUAGCAUCAGGUAGUAUGGAUAGCUCUAUCAGAUUAUGGGAUGUUACAACAGGAUAUUAAAAGUCUUAAUUUGAUGGCUAUACUUAUUAAGUUUUACCAGUAUGCUUCUCUUCUGAUUAUACUACAUUAGCAUUUGAUAGUGGAGAUAAGUCCACCUGUUUAUGGGAUGUGAGGAUAGGAUAAUAAAAGACCCAAUUGGAUGGUCAUAGUAUUUUAGUCAACUCAGUAUGCUUCUCUCCUGAUGGUACUAUAUUAGCAUCUAGUAGACCUGAUAAGUCUAUCCGUUUAUGGAAUGUUCAGACAGGAUUAUAAGUGACCAAACUUGAUGGUCAUAGUGCAACAGUAUGGUCAUUAUGCUUCUCUCCUAAUGGAAAUAUAUUAGCAUCUGGUAGUACUGAUAAGUCUAUUCGUUUAUGGGAUGUUAAAACAGGGUAAUAGUAGGCCAAACUAGAUGGUCAUAGUGGCUAUGUCUAUUCAGUAUGCUUUUCUCCUGAUGGCACUACAUUAGCAUCUGGUAGUGAGGAUAACUCAAUCCGUUUUUGGAAUGUUAAGACCGGAUAAUAAAAGGCCAAAUUAGAUGGCCAUAGUAGUUAUGUUUAUUCGGUAUGCUUUUCCCCUGAUGGUACUACAUUAGCAUCUGGUAGUUGGGAUAAGUCUAUCCGAUUAUGGAAUGUUAAGACAGGAUUAUAAAAGAUUAAAUUGGAUGGUCAUAGUAGUUAAGUCAACUCAGUGUGCUUCUCUCCUGAUGGUACUAUUUUAGCAUCUGGUAGAGCUGAUAAAUCUAUCCGUCUAUGGGAUGUUAAGACAGGAUAAUAAAAGAACAAAUUGGAUGGUCAUAGGAAUUCAGUCAUCUCAGUAUACUUCUCUCCUGACGGUACUACAUUAGCAUCUGGUAGUAGCGAUAACUCUAUUCGUAUAUGGGAUGUUAAGACAGGAUAAUAAAAGAUCAAAUUGGAUGUUCAUAAGAAUUCUGUCAACUCAGUAUGCUUCUCUCCUGAUGGUACUACAUUAGCAUCUGGUAGUAGCGAUAACUCUAUUCGUUUAUGGAAUGUUAAGACAGGAUUAUAAAAGACCAAAUUUGAUGGACAUAGUAGUUUCGUUCUAUCAAUAUGCUUCUCUCCUAAUGGUACUACAUUAGCAUAGAGUAAUAGUGAUAACUCUAUCCGUUUUUGGGAAGGAAAGACAGGAUAAGAAAUUCAAUCCUAAGAUAAAAAUUAUAAAGAUAUUUUAAAUUAUUCUAAGACCCUACUUAUCGAAAACAGUCCUCUUCCAGGUAUUAUUUCAAACAUUUUUUUAGGCACUACCUAUUUAAAUAUUUUAUUAAUUUCUUAAUAAUCUAUUUUUUAAGCAUAGGAUGCUUUAGUUUUAAAAAGUGAAUUUGUAAAUAAAUUAGGUAUCAACUUAUAGACACUAUUUAAACAAAAAGGUAGCUGUAUUUUUGAAAGCCAGUUAGACUCAAAAUUAAAAUGA
Paramecium pentaurelia is the source of this 3675-nucleotide messenger RNA. The record is from the annotation of a GenBank genome assembly. Lineage: Eukaryota; Ciliophora; Oligohymenophorea; Peniculida; Parameciidae.